AAAAAAAAACCAAAACAACAAAAAAAAGCCCCCUGACUUCCUCAUUUUCCGUAGCUGCCCCUGGGACGUCAUUGACCUGCAGGCGGGACAGUUACCACCGAUCAAAGUCCUCUGGAGUCUUGAGGUUUUCGGUUUUAUGUUAGACCCUGGGAGUAAUCUGUAUUUAGGCUAAUUUCCCUCAUCAACAGUUAUCUGUGAGGCAUUGUGUCCCGUUGGUGAAAUUAAAGCUGUCCUGGAUAAUGAGAGACUCACUGCAGAGGAAAUGGAUGAAAGGAGACGUCAGAAUGUGGCUUACGAAUACCUUUGUCAUUUGGAAGAAGCAAAGAGGUGGAUGGAAGCAUGUCUCGGGGAAGAUCUGCCUCCUACCACAGAACUGGAGGAGGGGCUUCGGAAUGGCGUCUACCUUGCCAAACUAGGAAACUUCUUCUCUCCCAAAGUGGUAUCCUUGAAGAAAAUCUAUGACCGAGAGCAGACCAGAUACAAGGCGACUGGCCUCCACUUUCGACACACUGAUAAUGUGAUUCAGUGGUUGAAUGCCAUGGACGAGAUUGGCUUGCCUAAGAUUUUUUACCCAGAAACUACAGAUAUCUAUGACCGAAAGAACAUGCCGAGAUGUAUCUAUUGUAUCCAUGCACUCAGUUUAUACCUGUUCAAACUAGGCCUGGCUCCUCAGAUUCAAGACCUGUAUGGAAAGGUUGACUUCACUGAAGAAGAAAUCAACAACAUGAAAAUCGAGCUAGAGAAGUACGGGAUCCAGAUGCCUGCCUUCAGCAAGAUCGGGGGCAUCCUGGCCAAUGAGCUCUCGGUGGAUGAAGCUGCACUACAUGCUGCUGUUAUCGCUAUUAACGAAGCUAUAGACCGUAGAAUUCCAGCUGACACAUUUGCAGCUUUGAAAAACCCCAAUGCCAUGCUUGUCAAUCUUGAAGAGCCCUUGGCUUCCACUUACCAGGAUAUACUCUACCAGGCCAAGCAGGACAAAAUGACAAAUGCUAAAAACAGGACAGAAAACUCUGAGAGAGAGAGGGACGUUUAUGAGGAGCUGCUCACUCAAGCUGAAAUUCAAGGCAAUAUAAACAAAGUCAACACGUUUUCUGCAUUAGCAAACAUAGACCUGGCUUUGGAUCAGGGAGCCGCCCUGGCCCUGUUCAGGGUUCUGCAGUCGCCAGCACUGGGCCUCCGAGGGCUGCAGCAGCAGAACAGCGAGUGGUACCUGAAGCAGCUCCUGAGUGACAGGCAGCAGAAGAGACAGGGUGGUCAGGCGGAUCCCCUGCAGAAGGAGGAGCUACAGGCUGCGGUGGAUGCCGCCAACAGUGCUGCCCAGCAGUAUCAGAGAAGGCUGGCAGCAGUGGCUGCCAUCAAUGCCGCCAUCCAGAAGGGUGUUGCUGAGAAGACUGUGCUGGAACUAAUGAAUCCUGAAGCCCAGCUGCCCCAGGUGUAUCCAUUCGCUGCCGAUCUUUAUCAGAAGGAGCUGGCUACCCUGCAGCAACAGAGUCCGGAACAUAGCCUCACCCAUCCCGAGCUGUCUGUUGCAGUGGAGAUGUUGUCGUCAGUGGCCCUCAUCAAUAGGGCACUGGAGUCAGGAGACAUGAAUACGGUGUGGAAACAGCUGAGCAGUUCAGUUACAGGCCUGACCAACAUUGAAGAGGAAAACUGUCAGAGGUAUCUCGAUGAGCUGAUGAAGCUGAAAGCUCAGGCACAUGCAGAGAAGAACGAGUUUAUUACGUGGAAUGACAUCCAAGCUUGUGUGGACCAUGUGAACCUGGUGGUGCAGGAGGAACACGAGAGGAUUUUAGCCAUCGGUUUAAUUAAUGAAGCCCUGGAUGAAGGUGAUGCCCAAAAGACCCUGCAGGCCCUGCAGAUUCCUGCAGCCAAACUGGAGGGUGUCCUGGCAGAGGUGGCCCAGCAUUACCAAGACACUCUGAUCCGAGCCAAGAGAGAGAAAGCCCAGGAAACCCAGGAUGAGUCAGCUGUGUUAUGGUUGGAUGAAAUUCAAGGUGGAAUCUGGCAGUCCAACAAAGACACCCAAGAAGCACAGAAGUUUGCCUUAGGAAUCUUUGCCAUUAAUGAGGCUGUGCAAAGUGGCGAUGUUGGCAAAACACUGAGUGCCCUUCGCUCCCCUGACGUCGGCUUGUAUGGAGUCAUUCCUGAGUGUUGUGAAACUUACCAGAGCGACCUUGCUGAAUCCAAGAAGAAAAAGCUGGCAGCAGGAGAUAACAACAGCAAGUGGGUGAAGCACUGGGUGAAAGGUGGAUAUUAUUAUUACCACAAUCUGGAGACUCAGGAAGGAGGAUGGGAUGAACCCCCAGGCUUUGUGCAAAACUCUAUGCAACUUUCACGGGAGGAGAUCCAGAGUUCCAUCUCUGGGGUGACUGCUGCGUAUAACCGAGAGCAGCUUUGGCUGGCCAACGAAGGCUUGAUCACCAAGCUGCAAGCUUGCUGCCGUGGGUACCUAGUUCGACAGGAAUUCCGAUCCAGGAUGAAUUUCCUGAAGAAGCAAAUUCCUGCCAUCACCUGCAUCCAGUCGCAGUGGAGAGGAUACAAGCAGAAGAAGGCCUAUCAGGAUCGUUUAGCGUACCUGCGCUCCCAUAAAGAUGAAGUUGUAAAGAUUCAGUCCCUGGCGAGGAUGCAUCAAGCUAGAAAACGCUAUAGAGAUCGCCUACAGUACUUCCGAGACCAUAUAAAUGACAUUAUCAAAAUCCAGGCUUUUAUUCGGGCAAACAAAGCUCGUGAUGACUACAAGACUCUCAUUAAUGCUGAGGAUCCUCCGAUGAUCGUGGUCCGGAAAUUUGUCCACCUGCUCGACCAAAGUGAUCAGGAUUUUCAGGAGGAACUGGAUCUUAUGAAGAUGCGGGAAGAGGUCAUUACCCUCAUUCGUUCCAACCAGCAGCUGGAGAAUGACCUCAAUCUUAUGGAUAUCAAAAUUGGACUGCUAGUUAAAAAUAAAAUUACAUUGCAGGAUGUGGUUUCCCACAGUAAAAAACUUACUAAAAAAAAUAAGGAACAGUUGUCUGACAUGAUGAUGCUAAAUAAACAGAAGGGAGGUCUCAAGGCUUUGAGCAAGGAGAAGAGAGAGAAACUGGAAGCUUAUCAACACCUGUUUUAUUUAUUGCAGACCAAUCCUACCUAUCUGGCCAAGCUGAUUUUUCAGAUGCCCCAAAACAAGUCCACCAAGUUCAUGGACUCCGUGAUCUUCACCCUCUACAACUACGCAUCCAACCAGCGAGAGGAGUACCUGCUGCUGCGGCUCUUUAAGACAGCACUUCAGGAGGAAAUCAAGUCAAAAGUAGACCAGAUUCAAGAGAUCGUUACAGGAAAUCCUACAGUUAUUAAGAUGGUUGUCAGUUUCAACCGUGGUGCUCGGGGUCAGAAUGCCCUGAGACAGAUCUUGGCCCCGGUAGUGAAGGAGAUUAUGGAUGACAAAUCUCUCAACAUCAAAACCGACCCUGUGGAUAUUUACAAAUCGUGGGUUAAUCAGAUGGAGUCUCAGACAGGAGAGGCAAGCAAACUGCCCUAUGAUGUGACUCCUGAGCAGGCUCUGGCUCAUGAAGAGGUCAAGACACGGCUGGACAACUCCAUCAGGAACAUGCGGGCCGUGACAGACAAGUUCCUCUCAGCCAUCAUCAGUUCUGUGGACAAAAUCCCCUAUGGGAUGCGCUUCAUUGCCAAGGUGCUAAAGGACUCAUUGCAUGAGAAGUUUCCCGAUGCUGGUGAGGAUGAGCUGCUGAAGAUUAUUGGUAACUUGCUUUACUAUCGAUAUAUGAAUCCAGCCAUUGUUGCUCCUGAUGCCUUUGACAUCAUUGACCUGUCGGCAGGAGGCCAGCUUACCACAGACCAGCGCCGAAAUCUUGGCUCCAUUGCCAAGAUGCUCCAGCAUGCAGCUUCCAACAAGAUGUUUCUGGGAGAUAAUGCUCACUUAAGCAUCAUUAACGAGUACCUUUCCCAGUCCUACCAGAAAUUCAGGCGGUUUUUCCAAACUGCUUGCGAUGUCCCAGAGCUGCAGGAUAAAUUUAAUGUGGAUGAAUACUCUGAUCUCGUGACUCUCACCAAACCAGUGAUCUACAUCUCCAUUGGAGAGAUCAUCAACACCCACACGCUCCUGUUAGAUCACCAGGAUGCCAUUGCCCCAGAGCAUAAUGACCCGAUCCAUGAGCUGCUGGAUGACCUUGGCGAGGUGCCCACCAUCGAGUCCCUGAUAGGAGAAAGCGCUGGCAAUUUAAAUGACCCAAAUAAGGAGGCGCUGGCUAAGACAGAAGUGUCUCUCACACUGACCAACAAGUUUGAUGUGCCUGGAGAUGAGAAUGCAGAAAUGGACGCUCGGACCAUCUUACUGAACACAAAACGUUUAAUUGUGGAUGUCAUCCGGUUUCAGCCAGGAGAGACCUUGACUGAAAUCCUAGAAACACCAGCUACCAAUGAACAGGAAGCAGAACAUCAGAGGGCCAUGCAGAGACGCGCUAUCCGUGAUGCCAAAACUCCUGACAAGAUGAAAAAGUCAAAAUUUGUAAAGGAAGACAGCAAUCUCACUCUUCAGGAGAAGAAGGAAAAGAUCCAGUCGGGCUUGAAGAAGCUAACAGAGCUUGGGACCGUGCACCCAAAGAACAGAUACCAGGAACUGAUCAACGAUAUUGCCAGGGAUAUUCGGAAUCAGCGGAGAUACCGACAGAGGAGGAAGGCUGAACUGGUGAAACUGCAGCAAACGUAUGCUGCUCUGAACUCAAAGGCCACUUUCUAUGAGGAGCAGGUGGAUUACUAUAAAAGCUAUAUUAAAACCUGCUUGGAUAACCUGGCCAGCAAGGGCAAGGUCUCCAAGAAGCCUAGGGAAAUGAAAGGAAAGAAGAGCAAAAAGAUUUCUCUGAAAUAUACGGCAGCAAGACUACAUGAAAAAGGGGUUCUUUUGGAAAUUGAGGACCUACAAGUGAAUCAGUUUAAAAAUGUUAUCUUUGAAAUCAGUCCAACAGAAGAAGUUGGAGACUUUGAAGUGAAAGCCAAAUUCAUGGGAGUUCAGAUGGAGACUUUUAUGUUACAUUAUCAGGACCUGCUGCAGCUACAAUAUGAAGGAGUUGCAGUCAUGAAAUUAUUUGACAGAGCUAAAGUAAAUGUCAACCUUCUGAUCUUCCUUCUCAACAAAAAGUUCUACGGGAAGUAACUGAUUCUUUGCUGCCAACCAACCCAGAAGGAUGAAGGAAAGAAGCCCUUCACGGCUACCUUCCUAGGGCCCUUUUUUACCCAUUGGAAGCAAAGACCCAGCCCACAGGGGUGCCUCAAUCUGAUGUACUCCCAGUGCUACCUUUUUAACUCCCACUCUGGACAUUUUAGACCCUUUUUUCAUAGAGAAGUUAUAUUUUGGGCUUAGUCUGAUCCUUCUUGUUCCUUCGUUUUCUUCUGCCACUUACGAAAGACUGGGGAUGUUACUAAAAUCUCUUUGUGUUGUUGUGGUCUUAGAGGUUGCAUUACUAGAUUGUAAGCUUUGGUGUUUGUUUUAAUCAACAAUAGUGAUGGUGGGAUUUGAAUUCUUGUGAUUUAAAGGGGAAGCUAUUAGCACCAAUAACAUUCAUAUAUAUAUAAGAUACACAAUGAAAAGGUCAGAUUAUCUGUCCCUAUUAGUUUGUCACUUAAAAGUGAAGUUCAUUUAUAUUUUCGUCCCAUCAGUAAAAUUGAAGGAUAUGGGAGGUUAUUGGUCUUCCUCCAUUCUGUUUCUCUUUAUGGGCAGGAGCUAACAGAAGUCACAGUUCUGUGUUCAAAGGAAGCAUUUCUAGAAAAGGGAGAUAAUGCUUUUAAAUUUUACCAUUAAAUUUUGACAAUUCUGUUAGUGAACUCUCUUGUCAGGGGAUAGGAGAGUCCCAUCGAUAAAAUUCAGCUGUUUAGGUAAAUUUGGAAUGGUCUGAGGCAUCCCUCAUGUUUGAGACACUUGCUUGUCUGUGUUGGUGCAGAGAUUAACUAGAUUCAGGACAACAGUUCCCUCCGUCCCUAUAGCAUAGGAUGUAAUUUUUUCAAAACUGUUUUAUAUGUUAAGAGUACCUUAUUAAAAUGUAGAUUUAUUUCUUAAAAUGUGGGUGAUAGGAAUGUUAAAGAUUUAUAUAAUGCUUUAAAGCCUUUAGAAUACUAUAAGAAAAGGUGGUUUUUCUUAAAUUGGCUUAUCUGUAUAUCUGAAAUCUUAAAACUUUCUUAUUGCUAAAACUAGGAUUUAUCUGCAGGGUUGCAGAGAAAUAAUCCUGUUUUAAAUAGACUGAAACAAAAAUUUUAAAAAACCAGACACUUGAUACUCAAAUAUCUUUUUUUCCAUUUUUCUCUGUUUUCUCUUGCUGCCCACACUGUGCUUUUUUUUCAUGAACUCCUGUUUUCUGGGUUUAGUAAAAAACAAUUCAGUUCUGAACAUUGAAUUUUUAGGAAGUUUUUAUUCUUAGAUAAAAAGUCAUAUACUUUUUUAAAAAAAUCGAUCCAGGAAAAUGUAUUAAAUCAUGCUACUGAGCCUCCAUUUUCUCUGUGUUUUGGUUCAGUAUUCUUUUAUCAUGACAUAAAACAUAACAAAGUAAACUAGCAUUUAAAAAUUUACCAAUGUAUAUUUAAAGCCAAUAAAUGUUUUGUUAAUAACAAAUUAUGUGAUACAUCCCUAUUACAGAUGUGAGUAUUGGAGACAUGUUUUUCAUAAUAGCCUGUUUACUUGGUCAGGUCAUUGGUGCAAAUGUACGUCACAUGAGUCUGCACACUCCAGGCAGCCUUCAGGCAGGUGAGGAGGUAAGGUGGGAAGUGCCAUGGAAGGAGUCUCCACCACCCCGACCUUGUUUUUGUUGUAUUUUGCAAGAUAAUUUUUUAGUAAAUAUUUUCCUUAGAUUAAAAGAAGAUGCUAUUACAAGUAGCAUCACCUCAAAAACUGGGACCAACCAAAGUGUCAACCCGUUUACAUUCAAAGAGGAUUCCCAUCCCAAAUGCUUGUUGGGCCCCAAAGACCACAUCCGUGACAGACACUGAGCCAGGUUUACGACUCCUGUCAUAUUACAUGGCUUUGCAAUUAUUCGUAAAGUGUAUAGUUCCGUUGACACAACUUUUAAUGCAGAAUAGCACAAAAUGCACCUCGAGAAUUUUGAUGAUAACUAUAUAUAGAAUGAUUGUUUUAGUAGCAUUGAAAAGGCCUAGACACACUGAAGUGGCAUUGAAAUCGUGCACCUCUUAUUUUAUUUAUUAGCCCUAGCAUUCUUUGUUUCGUCUCUCUUUGACCUUCUACCAGCCAUCAUGACAUUUACCAUGAAUUCACUUCCUCCCAAGAAUUUGGACUGCCCGACAGAUAUUUGCAGUACACAAUUGCCUUUGUAUCUCUUUGUAUGAAAUAAAAGAUUGUUUGUUCA
Molossus molossus (Pallas's mastiff bat) is the source of this 7343-nucleotide messenger RNA. It is a transcript of the gene IQGAP1, whose product is annotated as IQ motif containing GTPase activating protein 1. Gene Ontology annotation, molecular function: GTPase activator activity; calmodulin binding; actin filament binding. The transcript has 38 exons. Bases 263 to 5146 code for a protein of 1627 amino acids. The record is from RefSeq and is a predicted model, not a curated record. Gene Ontology annotation, biological process: regulation of GTPase activity; regulation of actin cytoskeleton organization. Gene Ontology annotation, cellular component: cytoplasm; nucleus. Lineage: Eukaryota; Metazoa; Chordata; Mammalia; Chiroptera; Molossidae.